AAGACAAAUCCGAAAAUUCUGAGUGUCCUAUGUUGAGAUUGCCUGAUCACCACCAAUUACUAACUUCCCAAUAAUUUCCAACCUCCCCAACACUACCAAUUGUAUAUAUUUAUGAUAUAUCCCCUAACCCAAACACUAUGCCCGCAUCUUUACCGCCCUUCUUACAACAUUCUCACAGAAAACCUUCCAAAAAACCUCUUUGGAAAUCCACUUGUUUGCUUCUAUCAAUGUCCACUCUUCUUCUCCUAUCCCUUCUUUCCCUCACCCUUUUCUUCACCCUCUCUUCUUCCUCUCACAACCACCACGACCAUCAAGACCCGCAUUUAUCGCCUAAAAGUUCCCCUGUUUCCACCCCUACCUCUUCGCAAAUCCACCUUGCAUGCCAAUCCACUCGCUUCCCACAGCCAUGUGAGACAUCCCUGACACGAUCCUCCAGUCUCCCUCCUAACCCAACCUCCCUCCAGAUCAUCCAAUCAGCCAUUGCCGUCUCUUCCGAAAACCUCAAAACCGGAAAAUCCAUGGUAAAAUCCAUCCUCGACUCCUCCAAAGGCAACCUUAACCGUACCAACGCCGCCACCACCUGCCUGGAAAUUCUUUCAUACUCAGACUACCGCAUGAACUCAGCCAAUGACGGAUUGACACGUGGCAAGAUCAAAGAUGCGCGUGCAUGGAUGAGCGCGGCCCUGUGCUACCAGUACGAUUGUUGGAGCGCCCUCAAGUACGUAAACGACACCAAAUUGGUCGAUCAAACGAUGGCGUUUUUGGACUCUUUAACCGAACACAGCAGCAACGCGUUGUCCAUGAUGGUCUCUUACGAUAAUUAUGGGAAUGAUAUAGCCUCGUGGGCCCCUCCCAAAACGGAACGGGACGGGUUUUACGAGAACGGGUCCGGCGGGACGGACUUGGGGUUUAACGGGGGUUUUCCGUCGGACUUAAAGCCGGACGUAACGGUGUGUAAAGACGGGAGCGGAGGGUGUUACAAGGCCGUGCAAGACGCCGUUAAUGCUGCUCCGGAUAAUGCAGAGACGACACGCCGUUUCGUGAUACAUAUAGAGGAAGGGGUUUACGAGGAAACCGUUAGGGUUCCGUUUGAGAAGAAAAACGUGGUGUUUUUGGGGGAUGGGAUGGGUAAAACGAUUAUCACGGGUUCUGCAAAUGUGGGGCAGCGUGGAAUGACCACUUACAAUUCGGCUACGGUCGGAGUUCUUGGGGAUGGAUUUAUGGCCAGUGGCCUCACAAUCAAGAACACAGCAGGCCCUGAUGCCCACCAAGCAGUAGCCUUCAGAUCAGAUAGCGAUCUUUCUGUCAUUGAGAACUGUGAAUUCAUAGGCAAUCAAGAUACUCUCUAUGUUCACUCACUCCGCCAAUUCUACAAGAAGUGCCGUAUUCAGGGGAAUGUGGACUUCAUCUUUGGAAAUUCUGCUACAGUAUUCCAAGAUUGCGAAGUUUUAGUUGCUCCCCGGCAGGUAAAGCCAGAAAAAGGUGAGAGCAAUGCCAUCACAGCUCAUGGAAGAACCGAUCCUGCUCAAUCAACUGGUCUUGUUUUCCAGAACUGCUUGCUCAAUGGAACUGAUGAAUACAUGAGAUACUACUAUAGCAAGCCUAAAGUGCACAAGAAUUUCUUGGGAAGGCCAUGGAAGGAGUAUUCACGGACAGUUUUUAUAAACUGUGUCAUGGAAGCUCUUAUCACUCCGGAGGGGUGGAUGCCAUGGAGUGGUGAUUAUGCAUUGAGAACACUUUUCUAUGGAGAAUUUGGGAAUUCUGGACCAGGAUCUAAUGUGUCUACAAGAGUACCAUGGAGUUCCCAAAUUCCAGCACAGCGUGUUUAUACUUAUUCAGUCCAAAAUUUCAUUCAAGGAGAUCAGUGGAUUCCAACAUCAUCUUGAUUUUUCUUUUCCCAUAUUGCCAAGAAUCUUCUUGAUUAUUAAGUCAAAAUCAUUAAGAUUGUAAAGCCAAGGAGAGUUUAGUCGAUCAUCGAAUUUAUCUGUUACAAACACUUUGGGUAGUAUGUGUCAUAUUGCAAUAUUGCAUAUCCUAUUAUUACACAAAGAAAGGGUUUUACUUUCCCUUCCUAUAA
Molecule: messenger RNA, 2077 nt
Organism: Theobroma umbraticum
Lineage: Eukaryota; Viridiplantae; Streptophyta; Magnoliopsida; Malvales; Malvaceae
Product: putative pectinesterase/pectinesterase inhibitor 51
Biological process (GO): cell wall modification
Molecular function (GO): pectinesterase activity; enzyme inhibitor activity
Source: RefSeq, a predicted model, not a curated record